Chara braunii is the source of this 1689-nucleotide messenger RNA. Lineage: Eukaryota; Viridiplantae; Streptophyta; Charophyceae; Charales; Characeae. The record is from the annotation of a GenBank genome assembly.
UGAGCCAGCUCAAGCAUGUGCUGUAUGCGAGCCUGCACACGUCUGAUGAUCCGGUCGGCGAACGACGUCCCCAAAGGGGCGCAUGCGACCGUGACAUGGCGGACAAGAUCCUGCGUCCACUCGAUCAUGAGGGACAUGUACUGUCCUCCACGAUCCAUCCUCGUAGGGGUCAUGACUCGUAGGGGGAUGACAGACGAGGAGAUUGCCCGCCAGGUUGCACUUAUUACCCGGGAUCCCGUCGGGGCGUCCGCACCACCUUUGGCUGAUGCCGUUUUCGAUAGACGUGCUUGCAUUUUUCGUCCCUACCCCAGGGACGACGACUCAGACGAGGAGCCGAUACCCGAGGCGGCAGAUGACCCUGCGCUCCGCAUUCCCCGGGAGAUCGACGAGACACACGAGGAUCCCGCCUCCGAGGACACGAGGACACAGACUGCACGACGGGCGGCGGACCGGGCGGAGAGCAAGAUGCUGGGGGGAGACGAGGACUUUUGGGGCCCAUUUGGUGAGGUCGCUUCCACGGGCGGCCCAGAGGCGCAGGCGACGACCCCCACUCCGACGAGGCGGGAUUCGUCCAUGCCGCCACCUCCUGCUCUGAGUCCUGCACCACGGUCGCUCGUCUCGCCACUUCUGCCAGACAGGGAGGAGUUGAGGUCCUCUUUGCCUCAGCGAGGCCUUCUCCACAGAGGCGGGGCAGUCCGCCAGCUUAGGUUACGAUCACCUUCCCAGGGGAUAGGGCAGGAGGAGGGGGGACCUUUGGCAGCAGCAAUGGAGAGUUCGAUGGCACCCGCGACUAUGUCGGACGCGACGAUCGCGGCUGCGGUGGAGGAGAUAGCAGCAGCAGCAGCAGCAGCAGUGCUAGAGGAGAUGGCAGCAUCAGUGCUGGCGGAGGAUCCAUCAGCGACAGGAGGAGGUGCAGCAGUGGAGGGGAAGGUGGCAGCAGCAGGAGGAGCAGGUGGAGGAGCAGCAGCAAUGGAGGUUGAGGUGGCAGCAGCACUGGAGGAGGAGGACGCACCGUCGGCAGCUGCAGUGGAGGAGGAGAUAGCCGCACAGGCCGAGGUGCAGCGUGGGGGCGAUGACGAGCGCCUCAUGCAGCAGUUCCUCACGGAGGAGCUCGGUCCGGCCAUAGCGGGUAUGACCCCGAGUGUGGAGAGGGGGUUUGGGAUUUCAGAUUCAGAGAUGGGGACCCACUUAGACUUGGAUUUGUCGGUGGGCCUUCCACCCAGUUGCGGCGGGGCGACAUCGACGGAUCGGGCUCCAUCGAGGGACGAGGCGCCAGGCAAGACUUCGACGCAGACCGCCAGAGAGAGGACGACGACUCAGUCUCCAGAUGCAGCACACGACAUCAUGGAGCGAGAGAGGGAUAGACUUUUGGCAUCGACUGACCCUCGUGCUCAGGCGUUCGCACGGGCCGUAGAGGACGCCAGGCGUCUAGAGAUAGGGGGGGAUUGUGUGCAGGGUGGGGUGGUGGCGGGGGAGGACGUUGCGGAGGGAGUGGCAGCAGAGCCGGUACCCGAGGCUAUGUCGGGUGGAGCAGAGACAGCGGACGUUGCUGUGGAGGGACGGACUCAGGCGGUGGAUGAGGCAGUGCAGGCAGGAUAGCAACGAGUCGAGGGGGCUAUAGACUCUCGACGCGAGGGGCAGGAGACAGCGACGGGUCCAGUCGUUCCGUUCUCGAGCCUGCACUUGGCU